AUGGCUUCUCCACAUCAUAUGAGUAUCGUCAGAGGGAACGACGUUAAUCUCUCCAUAUCCAUUUCAAACUCAAGGGUGGUUGACGUCGAUGAAAAAGCGGGAAAUAUACAUGAAAUCAUAUCAUCAGGAUCCGGUUCUGAUCUCGAGUACCAAGAAAAGACGCUUGAAAGAGGAUUAAAGUCUAGACACGUCCAAUUGAUUGCUAUUGGUGGUGCCAUUGGUACUGGUUUAUUUGUUGGUUCUUCUGUGGUGUUGACCAGCUGUGGUCCUGCUUCUUUAUUCCUUGCCUAUUGUAUUAUGUCUACAGUUAUCUAUUUCGUCAUGCAGAUGUUGGCGGAAAUGACUACUUUCUUGCCUUUGCCCGGUAAUGGUCCCCAAGCAUUUGUUAAUGAUUAUUUGUCUCACUCAUUUGGGUUUGCUAUCGGUUACAACUACUGGUAUGCAUUCAGUAUAUUGGUUGCUGCUGAAAUCACAGCUGCUGCUUUGGUUAUCCAAUACUGGACCACAAAGGUUAAUAUUGCGGUAUGGAUCACCAUUUUGUUAGCCCUUAUGAUUUCCCUUAAUCUUAUCUCGGUUAAGUUUUUUGGGGAAUCUGAAUUCUGGUUUGCAUCUAUUAAGUUGUUUGCAUUAAUGGGAUUGAUUAUCUUGGGUGUUGUUCUUUUCUUUGGUGGUGGUCCAAACCACGACCGUUUAGGGUUCAGAUACUGGAAGCACGAUGCAUUCAAGGAACAUCUUGUUAAGGGCUCCACAGGUAGAUUCUUGGGUUUCUGGACUGCGUUGAUUAAAUCUGGGUUUGCAUUCAUUUGUUCUCCAGAAUUGGUUUCUACUGCUGGUGGUGAAUGUUAUAAACCAAGAAGAAACUUGCCAAAGGCUGCUCGUAGAUUUAUUUACAGAUUGGCCUUCUUCUACGUGCUUGGUACGUUGAUCAUCGGGGUUAUUGUCAGUUCUAAUGACAAGAAGUUGAUCAAUGCCGGUACUAAUGAUGCUUCUGGUUCUCCAUUUGUCAUUGGUAUUCAAAAUGCCGGUAUUCCAGUGUUGAACCAUAUUAUUAACGCUGUCAUUUUGACUUCUGCUACUUCGGCUGGUAACUCGUUCUUGUACUCGUCUUCCAGAGCGUUAUUCUCCAUUGCCCAAAGAGGGUCGGCUCCAAGGAUCUUCACCACGGUUAACAGAUUUGGUGUUCCAUACUAUGCCGUGGCUGCUUCGUCUUCAUUUGGAUUCCUUUCCUAUUUGAACUGUUCAUCUGCUGCUGCUACAGUUUUCACCUGGUUUUCCAACAUUUCUACCAUGUCUGGUUUCAUUUCCUGGCUUACAGUUACUUGGGCUUACUUGAGAUGGAGAAAGGCAAUUGAUCACCAUAAUCUCCACGACAGAGUUACAUUCAGGACUCCAUUGCAGCCAUAUGGUGCUUAUUAUGUUUUGUUCGUCAUUUCGCUUAUCACGAUAACCAACGGGUAUGCCGUAUUCCUUGAUUUCAACAUUGGGGACUUCUUGGCAGCCUAUAUUACGUUUCCAAUCAUUCUUGUUUUGUAUUUCGGACACAGAAUUUAUGAAUACAAGGUGCAUAAUAUCAAAAAUUGGUUUAUACCCAUUGAAAAAAUUGAUUUAGUUACUGGGUUAGAUUUGGUUGAAGAAGAAGAUGCAACUUCGCCCGAACCAAUACCUAGGAAUUUUAUUGAGAAGAUCUGGUACUGGAUUGCUUAG
Spathaspora passalidarum NRRL Y-27907 is the source of this 1704-nucleotide messenger RNA. RefSeq names its product putative proline permease. The coding region runs from base 1 to 1704 and encodes 567 amino acids. The record is from RefSeq and is a predicted model, not a curated record. The transcript has a single exon. Gene Ontology annotation, molecular function: amino acid transmembrane transporter activity. Gene Ontology annotation, biological process: amino acid transmembrane transport. Gene Ontology annotation, cellular component: membrane. NCBI's taxonomy places the organism in Eukaryota, Fungi, Ascomycota, Pichiomycetes, Serinales, Debaryomycetaceae.